This is a messenger RNA of Schistosoma mattheei, 2430 nucleotides long. Lineage: Eukaryota; Metazoa; Platyhelminthes; Trematoda; Strigeidida; Schistosomatidae. The record is from the annotation of a GenBank genome assembly.
AUGAGUAAACAGGCAUCUACUUAUACUCUCCCUCCUAAAGAACUCUCAAUAUUCAAGAGAGUUGUUAAAUAUUAUGACCAAAAGCAGUACAAAAAUGGAUUAAAGUAUGCUAAACAAAUCCUAAGCAAUCCGAAAUUUAGCGAACAUGGAGAAACUUUGGCGAUGAAAGGUAUUUUAUUAAAUUGUCUUGGUAAGAAAGAUGAAGCAAGGGAAUAUGUAAAGCGUGGUUUAAAGGCCAACAUCACCAGCUUUGUUUGUUGGCAUAUUUAUGGUCUUAUUCAUAAAUCUGACCAUAAGUACGAAGAAGCGAUAAAGUGCUACUUGCAAGCUUUAAAGUUAGAUAAUGAAAAUUUACAAGUGCUAAGGGAUCUUUCAGUUUUACAAAUGCAGUUGAGAGAUUAUGAAGGAUGCAGGGACAUACGUUACAAGUUGCUUCUACUGCGACCUAGCCAAAAAGCAUCAUGGAUUGGCUAUGCUUUAAUUCACCAUUUGCUGGGAAACUAUGAAAUCGCUCUUACAGUCAUCAAUGAGUUCAAAAAGGGUCAAAGUGAAAUACCUCAGUUCGAUUACGAACACAGUGAGCUACUACUCUACCAAGCAAUGAUCAUGCUUGAAGCUGGAAAAGAAAAUGCUGCCUUAGAACAUCUAAAUCAAUAUAGCAACGAAAUAGUUGAUAAAAUAUCUUUGUUGGAAAUGAAGGCUCAACUUCACUUGAAACUUGGACAGUAUGAGGAAGCGGUUGAGUGUUCAUGGAGCUUAAUUGAUCGAAAUCAGGAAAAUAGUUUAUAUCUUGAGCUUUUGGCACAGGCAAAUACAGCUUUGGUCAGUGGUAUAACAGACGCAAAUACUGAAACAACGAAGAAAACUUAUGAGUCAGUUAUUGCCCGUUACCCCCAAUCCCGUCUAUCUAGACGGUUGAUUCUGAAUUAUUGUUCAGGUGACGAGUUUCUCCAGCGUUUGGAUGCUUACCUAAAGCCAUACAUCAGAAAAGGUGUUCCUCCACUUUUCAUACAACUUGUGGGGCUUUUAAAUGACUCUGAAAAGCUUUCAGCUUUUGAAAGUCUUUUAACUAAAUAUCGUAACAGCAUGAGUGCCAUCGGAUCCCUUGAUGCACAGGAAAGUAAUGAAAAAGAAGCUCCCACAACAGAUGUUUGGCUUAACUAUUUACUAGCUCAGUAUUAUAAUUUCAAAAGAAAAUAUCAGGAAGCCAUUGAAAUCAUAGAUUCUCAGUUGCUCUCAACACCUACGUUAGUUGACUUUUAUGUCCUAAAAGCCGAUGUCUUUCAUGAUGCAGGGGACAAUAUAACAGCCAGUCGGUGGAUGGAAGAAGCCCAAUCUCUAGAUACAGCUGAUCGUUUUAUUAAUGCUCGCUGUACAAAAUUCAUGGUGGAAGCUCAUCGCCUUGAAGAUGCCACUAACAUGGCUUCUAAAUUUACAAGGGGAAACACAUCGCCAAAGGAAUACUUGUCUGAGAUGCAGUGCAUGUGGUUUCUGUUAGAUAAUGCCAGAGCACUUAAAGAAAUGGGCAGAUUUGGUGAUGCCCUUAAGUUGUGUCACGAAGUGCAGCAACACUACAGAAAUAUUCUUGAUGAUCAGUUAGACUUUCAUUCCUACUGUCUGCGGAAGGUUACGCUACGAUCAUAUGUUGAGACACUGCGAUUAGAAGAUCGUUUACGGGAUCAUCAGUCUUAUUUUGAUACCGCUCAACUUGCAGUUGAAAUUUACUUGCAAUUGUAUUCUCAACCAUUGGACAGUAUUGAUGAAUCUCCUCACGGCGAAAAUGACGGUAUGUCUUCAUCUGAAGCUAAAAAGCUACGAAAUAAACAACGGAAAGCUGCUAAGCGUGCGGAAGCGGAAGCUGCUCGGGCUCGAGCUGAACAGGAACGUCGAGAACAAGCAGCUCGUUCAAGACAGCCUGCAUCCGAAGAAGCAAAUGCAGAUAACCCAUCCAUGGGAGAAAACGACCUAGAUGCUAAUCUACUGGCCAGACCUGAGGAUCCACUUGAAGAGGCAUCCAAAUUUCUUCUCCCUUUGUUGGAUUUGUCUCCUAAAAUUAUUGAGGCUUAUUGUUUGGCCUUUGAAGUUUAUGAGAGAAAGCGUAAGUAAGAAUUUAAAUAGUCAUUUUUCUGUUUAAAAUUUACUAAAUGCUCUACAAUCUAUCAUUUUGACAUGCUAUAUUAUGUGGAGAAUCCUACGAACAUUCGCAUCGAACUUAUCAAAACCAUGCUUAGUUGUUUAGUUAUGAAAUAUCAAGGAGCCUAAUGUUACUCUUUGUAUUUUUGUCAACGUGAUCAUAAGGAGUGAAGUAGUUGAGUGCACUGGCCACUUCAGUUAUCUUAGAAGUCUCAUUAACCCAAUGCGUUGGUGUCUAAAUUUCAGCACAGAGUUAGAAAGCUCGUUUGGUCUUUAUCAAUUUGCAUCACUUGUGGU